Molecule: messenger RNA, 1272 nt
Organism: Adineta ricciae
Lineage: Eukaryota; Metazoa; Rotifera; Eurotatoria; Adinetida; Adinetidae
Source: the annotation of a GenBank genome assembly
AUGGCUAACGGAGAGGAUUCUAAUGCUGAACUAAAUAAAAUAUCUGACAGCGAGAAGGAGAAUACCGUUUUAGAUCCACCAAUCCCCGGCGGUGAGACGCAGUCGGAACCAAACGAGGAAUCGUCAGACGAAGACUCAGCAAAUAAUAACGAUACUAUGGGAUGCACAACAUCAACAAAAGCAAAAGAUGCCAUGGAUACAGAAAAUCAACCUGUAGAAAAUUCAAAUCAAAGAAAAAUCGACGACUAUUUCUCACCACAAGGAAAGAAGGGUCCGACUAACAGAAAGUCGUCACCGAUGCAAAUGGAUGUUGACAGCGAUGGAGACCACGCUCGUAAUAGACCACAAUCAAGUGGUUCUCGGCGAAAGUUUAGUGAUGAUGAUGAUGAUGAAUCUAGCAAACGAUCGUCUAGUCGUGGCACACGUGCGUCCCGUCCAUUAUCUCCAAUUCGCAUGAAAUUUGAAGAUUCUGACGAUGAUGAAGAUUCACGUUUUGUUUCAUAUUCCAAACAAGAUAUAUUAGAAUAUCGUAAUCAUUAUCCACGCGCAAAAUCCAAUAAGGCAUUAAAAGAUAAUGUCCAGUUUUAUAAAAAUUCAAUGCCUUCGUAUCCAGAUGGAGAUUAUAUUGAUAAUAUUCAUAAACAGUGGCGUGACGAUUACCGAAAAUUAGAAUUCCAUCAUGGUUUUAUUCAAUGGUUAUUUCCCUUACAAGAACAAGGACUCAAUUGGUCAGCACAACCAUUGCAAAAGCAUGAAAUUGAAGCAAUAAAGAGCGACCCUAAAGCAUUAAAACGACUUCUCGAAUCCUACAGAAUGAUGCUCGGAUUCUAUGGUUUUGAAUUAGUUGAUGAACAAUCAGGUCAAAUACGUCGUUUGAGAGGUGAUAAUUACAAAUCACGUUUUCGUAAUCUUAACACAUCCUCACAUAAUUAUCUUCGCAUAACUCGCAUAUUAAAAUGUUUGGGCGAAUUCGAUUAUGAACAUUUAAAAUUUCCCUUUCUCGAAAGAGUUCUCUAUGAAAGUAUUAUUGAAAAUACGUUACCGAAUUGUCUCCGAUCGUGCAAAGAUUAUUGGAUCGAAACCUUACGCGAUCAAGGCGAACGACGUGCUAUUCGUAUGUAUGCAAGAGAAUUAAUAGAGUAUCGAAAUAAAGGAGUAUCACCACCAAAAUGUCAUCGUGCUCAGCGACCUGCACCAAAAUCACCAAUGAACAAAUCUAGCGGAGCGUCGUCCCGACCAAGAGGAGGUUCCGCUGGUAAUCUGAACAGCUAG